AUGUCUGCACAACCAUACGAACCAGAGUUUCAACAAGCCUACAACGAAGUCGUCUCUUCUCUAAGAGAGUCUACUUUGUUCGAGAAGCACCCAAAGUACGAGAAAGUUUUGCCAGUUGUCUCUGUUCCGGAGAGAAUCAUCCAAUUCAGAGUCACUUGGGAAAACGACAAGGGUGAACAAGAAGUCGCUCCUGGUUUCAGAGUGCAAUACAACUCUGCUAAGGGUCCUUACAAGGGUGGUCUACGUUUCCAUCCAACUGUCAACUUGUCUAUCUUGAAGUUUUUGGGUUUCGAACAGAUCUUCAAGAACGCCUUGACCGGUCAAGCUCUAGGUGGUGGUAAAGGUGGUUUGUGUGUCGACCUUAAGGGAAGAUCCAACAAUGAAAUCAGAAGAAUCUGUUACGCUUUCAUGAGAGAGUUGAGCAGACAUAUCGGUCAAGACACUGAUGUUCCAGCUGGUGACAUUGGUGUUGGUGGUCGUGAAGUUGGCUACCUAUUUGGUGCCUACAAAAGCUACAAAAACUCCUGGGAAGGUGUUUUGACUGGUAAGGGUUUGAACUGGGGUGGUUCUUUGAUCAGACCAGAAGCUACCGGUUACGGUUUGGUUUACUACACUCAAGCUAUGAUUGACUACGCCACUAAGGGCAAAGAAUCAUUUGCCGGUAAGCGCGUAGCUAUCUCCGGUUCUGGUAACGUUGCUCAAUUCGCAGCUCUAAAGGUUAUCGAACUAGGUGGUACCGUCGUAUCUCUAUCCGAUUCUAAGGGUGCUAUCAUUUCCGAUGCCGGUAUUACUGCAGAACAAGUUCAAGCCAUUUCCGAAGCUAAGAUUAACUUCAAGUCUUUGGAGCAAAUCAUUGGCGAGUACUCUGCCUUCGCUGAAAACAAGGUCAAGUACUUGGCUGGUGCUCGUCCAUGGGUCCAUGUUGGUAAGGUUGACGUUGCUUUGCCUUGUGCAACCCAAAACGAAGUUUCUGGUGAGGAAGCCAAGGCACUAGUUGCUGCCGGUGUCAAGUUCGUCGCCGAAGGUUCCAACAUGGGUUCCACUCAAGAAGCUAUCCAAGUCUUCGAGGGUGAGCGUCUAUCUACAAAGUCUGCUUCUGAGCCAGCUGUCUGGUACGCCCCAGGUAAGGCAUCCAACAUGGGUGGUGUCGCCGUGUCUGGUCUAGAAAUGGCUCAAAACUCUCAAAGAAUGACCUGGUCCAGAGAACAAGUUGACCAAGAGCUAAAGAAGAUCAUGGUUAACUGUUUCAAUGACAGUUUGGAGACCGCUCGCGAAUACUCUAACGAAGAUAACAAGGAUGCCCUACCAUCCUUGGUUAAGGGUGCUAACUUGGUCGGUUUCAUCAGAGUUGCUGAUGCCAUGUUCGACCAAGGUGAUGUCUGGGAAUAA
Lachancea fermentati is the source of this 1389-nucleotide messenger RNA. The record is from the annotation of a GenBank genome assembly. Lineage: Eukaryota; Fungi; Ascomycota; Saccharomycetes; Saccharomycetales; Saccharomycetaceae.